AUGGGGGGCAGAGCAGCCUUGCGUUACCAGAAUGCGGGAGGAAUCCGCGAUAAGAGGAAACGGGAAGAACGGUUGGAACUGAACAGAAAGAAGAAGGCGAAGAAGCGCCAAGAGGAGUACGCCGCCGCGAGGCUGCCUGACAUGCGCACCAGGGGAGACAAGUCAGCCUACGGACGCUCUGUGAAACACCCUGUGAAAAAGAACGGGCGAUUGAGCGAUCUCCAAAGUUCCUCUGAUGAGGACGAUGAAGAGGCAGACGAGGAAGUAGAAGCGGAGGAAGAGGAAGAAGAGAAAGCAGAAGAGGAGGAAGAGGAGGAGGAAGGCGAUGAAGAAGAGGAAGACGAAGAAGAGGAGGAAGAGGGAGAGGAUGACGAGGGAGAGGAGGAAGACGAGGAUGAAGAAGUGGAACUGAGUGACGGGUGUUUGGACGAAAGCUUCGGUGAGGAAGAGUCAGAUGAAGCGGAAGAUUCCGAAGGAGACGAUGGACAAGGCGAGAGCGGAAGUCGAAGAGGACACGCGAGGACCACGGACCCGGUAGACGGAAAUCCGGUCGCACACGAGCGAAACCAAGGAGAAGACUUGGCCGUGGCUUCUGAAGGAGAGAAAAACAAGGUCCAGAAGAACAGAGAAACCGCUGCUCAGAAGCGGCAAUGCGCGUAUGUGAAACACAACGCGCUUCUUCACACGCAGACGGCGUGGGGGGAUCUCCCCUUGAGUCGGCCGCUUCUCAGGGCCAUUCAAGAUCUCGAGUACGCUCACCCCACGCACAUUCAAGCGGCGUGCCUCCGUCCAGCUCUCGAAGGCCGCGAUCUCCUGGCCAACGCACAGACCGGUUCAGGCAAGACCGCAGCAUUCCUUCUUCCCACGCUGGAACGGUUGCUCCAUAGCCCAGGGGUUCGCACUCGCAAGAUGACGCCGAAUGGACCCGCGGGCGGUUUGCGAGGGACGAAAGCUCUGGUGUUGCUUCCGACUCGAGAGCUGGCGAUGCAGUGCGUCCAGAUGCUUCAGUGUCUCUCCAAAUAUACUCCCGUUACCCACGCGCUGGCUUGCGGAGGGAUGACCUUGAAGGCACAUGAAAACGCGCUGCGGCAACAACCGGACAUUGUCGUGGCAACUCCUGGGCGUAUUCUGGACCUACUGCUGAACUCACCGACCGUCCACCUUGAACUGCUCGAGAUCAUUGUCCUCGACGAGGCAGAUCGGCUGCUUGAGCUCGGCUUCCGCGAGGAGAUUCUCGCGAUCCUCCGCCACUGUCACCGCGCCCGUCAGACGCUCCUCUUUUCCGCCACUCUGACCCCGUCUAUUGCGUCUCUCGCCUCCCUCGCGUUGAACCGCCCCCUGCACAUUUCGGCUGAAGCAGCAGUCGGAGACAGCACAGCGGACCGCGAGAAGAGCGGCUUCACCGUCACGUCUUUGCAGGCGGCGACCGCAGCUCUGAAGCAAGUCUCCUCCACGUUGGAGCAACAAUUUGUGAUGCUCCAGAGAGACGAGCAUCGUGCACCGGCCCUUUUACACCUGUGCACAACCGCGUACACGAAAAACGUCAUUGUUUUCUUCCAGACCAAGCAGCUGGCGCACCAGACGAGUCUCCUCUUCAAGUUCAUGGGCUUGCAGUAUGCAGAACUGCACGGCAACCUCACACAGCAGAUGCGCGUCGAGGCUCUUGAGAGAUUUCAUGCCGGGGAGGCGGAUUUCCUCCUGGCUAGCGAGUUGGCGUCUCGAGGCUUGGACAUUGCAGGCGUAGAAGCAGUCAUCAAUUUCAACGUCCCUGCCGAUAUUGACCGGUACAUCCACAGCGUAGGACGCACAGCCCGCAUGGGCCGGAGUGGAGUUGCUGUGACUCUUUACCACCGAGACGGUCCAGAGCGUCUGCAGGUGAAGAAGCUUUUGCAAGCUCUGCGAGGCGGCCUCAACCAGUCCGGCGAGAAACCAGGCAAGAGCAGGAACAGCAAAGGCAAGGGAGACACCGCGCAGGACGGGAGCUCGGCCGGUGCGCCUCGUGUGUUUCAACGGAGAAUUGACGCCGAUAAGCUUGAAGCUCUCGAGAAGAAGGUCAAGUCUCUGCAAGGAGACAUCAGCCGAGAGUUGAAACGCGAGAAGCUGGAGCGCGAAGUACGCCUCGCUGAGCUCCAUCUACAAAAGGCAGAAAACCUCCAAACGCACGCAGAUGAGAUCUACUCGCGACCGAUGCGACAGUGGUUCAUGACAGCCAAAGAAAAGCAGCGGUUGAAGGACGAGUCGAAGGCUCUUGUCGGGAAAGACGCAGAAGAAAGGGAGGCGCUGGAGAAGGCACGCGGCGGCUCUGCAAAAGAACGCAGUGGCCAAGCCGCCAGUGAAGACGAGGCGGAAGAAGACAGCGAGGCUGAGACAGAAGACGCCGAAGACAACCGCUCGCUAUCGGGCAGCGACGAAGACAUGCACGGUGCCGACUCAGACGAGGAACUGCCGGACUGGAUCACGGCGUGCAGCGACGACGGGCAGAGCGUGGAAGACGAAGUUGAAGAGCCGGCUCCAAAGAAGAAGAAGGCGAAGGCUGUGACAGUGAAGGAAUUCAAAGUCGCGAAGCCGAAGGCGCAGCCGACCGGCGGGCACAAGGAAAAGAAGAAGCAGGAGAGGCUGACCCCAAAACAGCGGGAGAGAAUGAAGGAACUUCAGUUCAUGAAAGCCGCAGGCCGCUCAGCCAAACGAAGCCAAAUGCCGAAGCGGCUGCGCGUGACUCACACUUCUCCAGAAGACGUCCACAGUGGCAAGGCGAGGCGGCAAAAGAACCAGAAGAAGAAGCACAGGCCUUGCUGGCGAGCAGAAGAAUCGAAGAAGCCGCAGGGCGGGAGAGACGAAAAGAAGGAGAGGAAGGUGAAAUCCGUGGGCAAAAAGGCCUUCAAAUCAAAGGGCCGGUAUCGACGCAGAUAA
Messenger RNA from Neospora caninum, 2910 nucleotides. Its product is annotated as putative DEAD/DEAH box RNA helicase. The transcript has 15 exons. Bases 1 to 2910 code for a protein of 969 amino acids. The record is from RefSeq and is a predicted model, not a curated record. Gene Ontology annotation, molecular function: RNA helicase activity; ATP binding; nucleic acid binding. NCBI's taxonomy places the organism in Eukaryota, Apicomplexa, Conoidasida, Eucoccidiorida, Sarcocystidae.